AAGACAAAAUAGCUAAACUUUGUCUAUAUAAAGAACCAUCCACAGCUUCUAUUUUCACAAACUACUUCAAACCGACAAGAUGGAGAAGAUGAAAGUGGUGGCUUUUGUUAUGCUCAUCUCUCUUCUUCAGCUUUCUCAGGUACUCGCAGAUGCAUCUUCACCCAGCAACGGUGAAACUUCCUCUCUUUCUCAGAUUCAGAUGAACGACGAGAACCAAGAGGAGGCUUUUAAGAGAACAUAUCACCGUCCACGAUUCAAUUGUGGGUCUGCCUGCGCUAGGAGAUGCAGAGAGACGUCGAGGAAGAAAGUGUGUUACAGAGCUUGUGGAAGUUGCUGCGCAAAAUGUCAGUGCGUACCGCCGGGGACCUCAGGCAACACAGCAUCAUGUCCUUGCUACGCUAAUCUCCGUACACAUGGCAAUAAGCUCAAGUGUCCUUGAGACUACAAAAAAACCUCUACGUUACAUGCUCUGAUCAUCUUCUAGCUAAUAAACUAUAUGUUUGCUUCUAUUGUAUCUUGUGUGAGCUUAUAUAUUUCCCAUUAUGUUGCCAUUAUUCAAAACAUUGUAAUCGAUUUCCGAAUAAUAAGAUGAGUAAUUUAUUGUUUAA
This is a messenger RNA of Raphanus sativus (radish), 608 nucleotides long. RefSeq names its product gibberellin-regulated protein 9. Bases 80 to 439 code for a protein of 119 amino acids. The record is from RefSeq and is a predicted model, not a curated record. The transcript has 4 exons. Lineage: Eukaryota; Viridiplantae; Streptophyta; Magnoliopsida; Brassicales; Brassicaceae.